Porites lobata is the source of this 10543-nucleotide messenger RNA. The record is from the annotation of a GenBank genome assembly. Lineage: Eukaryota; Metazoa; Cnidaria; Anthozoa; Scleractinia; Poritidae.
AAAAUGGCUGCCUUCUUGUAAGGUUUUCUAAUCUCAAUUUGUCGUCCUUAAUGUUUUGUCAGAAAUGAUCAGAGAAGACGAAUUUGUGAUUCUGAAAAAGGAUAAUGUUAUGAAAGUGGUCAAAGUUCGUAAGGGCAGGUAACAAUCAGUUUGUUUCCCAUGAUGCACAUACUUAAAAUCUCGUGAUUUUUGGCAAAAAGUGUUUCAAAAGGGGCUGUUUUCCUGGAGGGGGAAGGAUCCCGGCACCAGCAAGAUCCUAGAAGGCAGUUCAUCCUAACGCCAUAUGUUUUCUGUAUUCAGUUGCAUGCAAAGGGUUGUUCUUGUCCCUAGUACUUGGAUCGAUCCUCCUAGUACUAGGAUCUUCCACGAAUAUCCCUUCUGAAUACAGAAUACAUAUGGCGCUGGGAUGAUCCGCCUUUUAGGAUCUUCCUGGUGCUAUACUCCCUUAAGUGAUUAGAUCUUCUGCAGUUAAGUCAGCCUUCUUUGAAAUGAUGAUAUAGGAAAGAAGUAUUUGAAAAGUUGCACUUCAUGUUGGACAAUGCUAUUGGCUGUCCCUUGGGAUCCAUCUUUGAAGUUAAAGGAGGAAAAUUAAACAGAUUAGAGGGAAAAGAAGAUGUAGAUGAGCUUCUUGUGGCUAAACCCGACAGUGGUAAGUUGAAAUAAUGUGAUUAGCAAUUUCCAGGUGAGGAUAUUCAGGCAAACUCCAUAAGAAUUAUAUCAAAUCCAAAAGACCUCAUUACUGAAAUGCUGUCCAUUUAGCUUAAAUUGGAUAAGCACUGGUCUACCCAGUGGGUGGCCACAGGUUCAAAUCCAGGCCGGACCAGCAUCAGAGUCUUUAAAUAACUGAGCAGAUUGUGCUCUCUUAAUGAUGGCGUCUGGAGAUGGUAAAACUUUGUAGCCAAACACUAAAAUCUACUCAUCUCCGAUGACUGGGCAAGAAUUUUCUCAAGCCCUUGAAGGAGGACUCAAAAUGAGAGCAGGGUUUGCAUGCAUCUUGAAAACCCUUGAAUUUUAGAGUCCUUUUCAAGACCUUGAAAGUUCUUGAAACUCUCCUUCAUUCAUUUUGGUCCUUGAAAGUCCUUGAAAUUUAACUGAAGAACAUUUUGAAACCUCCAAAAGACUUUGGCAAAUACCAGUUUUGAAGCCAACAGAAUUGGCAUUGAGUGAAUGAAAGUCAGAUAUUGACUCACAAAUGAAAAUGGAAAUGGUUGACUUUAAGAACAAAAACCUAUUGUUAUGGGAAUAUAUUCACAGUUUAUUUGGAACAUUAUUUUGUUAAAAGUAAUAAAUUAGGUCCUUGAAAAAAAAUGUGGUCCUUAAAAAUUUUUGAAAAGUCCUUGAAUUUUACACGGGAAGUGGAUGAACUCUUUGAGAAUUCUCAAGUGCAUGCACAUUGGUUGCUUGGCUAUGAUACCCUCUUCUGUAAAAAUUAAACUAGUAGCUGUAAAAGACACAAUUCUCAGUUACUGAUCAUUGUACUAUUGCCUAAUUUUACAGAGGAUGACAAAAAUAACCAGUUUUUUCAAACUGAUGGCACUUCUCAGAAGCUGUCAAGAGAUGAAAUUAUGAAUCUAAAAGCACAAGGGGUCAGUGGCAAGGUAAGAGAAUGAACAUAAAUCUCUGAAGCAUUGGCUGCCAGGUAAUUUGCCUGUGAAAACAACUUCGAUAUGUCUUUACCCUAUCCACCUUGACUUCAUCGCCAAUGUUUUAUACUAGGAUAUUGUUGAACACCUAGUGGAGAACAGUGCAACAUUCAAGGAAAGAACUCAGUUUUCCCAAGCAAAGUAUAAGAAAAGGAAGAUGAAAAAGUAAGAACUAUUCUUUGUCAGUGUUGCACAAUAAACGACUGUUUAACUCAGACAAUAGGUGAAUCAAAAGGCUCCAAUGACAUGAGUCUUCAUAGCCAAAAACAUCACGGCUUAAGCGACAGACGACCAAUAACAUCACGACUUAAUGGACCAAUCAGGGCAAUAACCAGAGUUAAGUACCAUCAACUGACAAGAUACAACUCACUUUGACUCUGAAGAUGACAACCACACAGGCUGUCGAAAUGUCAGUCAUUGUCAACAUUAGUCCUAUUCAGGACUACAUUCACCCGGAUGAUCAUACACUCAACCUACUUAUUUUACAUACCUUAUUAUAGGAAAUUAACGCUCCAUGAAAUUAAGCUAUUGGAAAUUAACACAACUUAAAUUAAUGCGAAUUUAAUGGCAAACGACUUUAGAAUAAAGGAAAUUAACGCAAAAGAGGAGUUAGAAUUUCAUAAUAAAGGAAAUUAACGCGAUUAUCUUGGCUGAAAUCAAAGGAGAAGAUAUUGACAUCUCUUCUGACAGUGACAACGAUGAAGAUAAACCUUUGCCUUAGCUUUUGCGAAAGAUGAAAAAUAAAGGGCAAAUGGAAUGAAAGAAAGCUUGUAGUUAAUGUUUUUUAGGGGGUCAAGAAUGUUUGGACAGCUUCCAAAAUUGGGGUUAAAAUACUGGAAGUUAAGAGCGCGGAAAUUAACGCUGCACUUAAUUAAUGUCGUGGAAAUUAACGCUCAAUAAAAUUAUCGCGACUUAAAUUAAUGCGAAUUUUAUUGAUUCGCGUUUAUUUCAUGGAGCGUUAAUUUCCUAUAAUAAGGUAUUUUUAACUUCAAAAUUAUCUCAAGACGGCCCAAGCUUUUUAAGUUUUUAACUCAAAACCCUGUAAAAAAGAUUAAAAUACAUGUUAAUGUACAAUGUACAUGUACCUUCUUAUGUGUAGAGAUGUUAUUUUUUCCUUGCGUGUAAUGAAUUGAUAUUUUCAUUCCCCUGUAGGCAUGUUGUGAGAUUUUCAAUAUUGCGGCCUACAACAGAUUUAAUAGCUCAGAUGUACUACUGCAGAGGAGCAUCUAAAAUAUGGUGAGCUAAAUAUGUGAAUAAUAAGAGGACCCAUCCCUUGUGCCUCUAGCCAGCAGCUUUUACUAAUUGUCUUUCGUAACCAUGCUACUUGCAUCACUAAUUAAAUUAUGAUAGUGAUAGCCUAGGAGCAGGCUGAAAAAAGCAACCUAAAUGUCAACAUGGGGGGUUGGGGGGGUGACUUUCGAAACUCGCUAUCUACUCAUUAUGCAAGAACCAGCAUUUCACAGAAAGUACAUUUUAAGGGUUGUUAAUAAAUCUGCCGAACUUUUUUUCAACACUUAGUUGGAUGAAACAAGCUUAGGAUAUAAAAUUAAGUAAAUGUGGGUAUAUGACAGUACCAAAGUUAUGGCUAAAAAUCGUUUCCAUGGUUACUGAUAAUGCACUGAAAUGCAGAGCCCUCAAAAUGACAAUUUUCACUAGGGAGGGUCCCAAUUAACAGGGGGGGUUGGCAAUUUCCCCUUCCAUAUCUAGUGUACCCCUCAAGGGAGCACCUUUCAAUCUCAUCAAUAAUUUUUUUCUCCUCCUUCUUUAAAUUUUCUGGAUAACCCUGAAAUCCCUGACCAUAGUGAUACAGCGUAGAUUAACCCUUCUGUGCACGUGGACAAACAGUGUAACUGAUUUUACAGGGUAGCACAAGUUUCACUGGGAAAGAGCCUUGCUCUAACUGCACGACAACAUCUUGCACAUUUUUUUUAACUUGAUAUCUGCACAUAAUUUCUUGCUUGUCUAUUUUGUUUAUUCAGUGACCUCAGACUUGACACAUUGUCUCAAAUACUGACCAUGUCAAAUGUUAGAGCACACUGUCGUAUGAUGGUAGUGGAAAGUUGUCAAGGAAUGCUAGUUGGAGCUCUCUUAGAAAGAAUGGGAGGUCUGUGUUUUAUAAUGUUUUUACUACAAAGAACCUUCAAACAUGACUUAACUGCAAUCACCCCUUUAUCAGAAGAAACACUUACCUUCCUAAAAGGGCUUAAAAACAGAUCCUUCAUAUUUUUAUUCAUUUUGCAAGAAGAAGAACCUUAACAUGACAAAGCCUCUGAUAUCCAACUUGUAGGUGUAAUUAUUUAGCAUCAUGAAAUAAAGAAGGUGACAAGUUUGUCCAUCUUCCACAAAAAUGUCUUUAACACUUCAUGAUUCUGGUAAUUCAGUUUUGGGGUCGUCCUGCUACAGAGUAUAAAGCAUUAGUUCAGUUGAAAACGAAGGAAAUGGAAAACUGUGAUAAAAUUAAAUGGAUUUUAAAACUGAAAUAACCACUCAAUUUUCAAAAUAAUUCCAAAUGAUGUGAAGAAUACCUUUUGACAACUUUUGGGUUUUACAACAUACUAGCAACUUUUAGCUUUAGUAAAGAAGAGACUGGCCCCAAUAAGGUAAUGUGGAUUUCAGAAUCCAGGAAGUUUUACCUGUAGAAUCUGAAAUUGUGGGAUUUAGAAGCUCAAGGAAUCCAAAAUCCAAGUUCCACUGACAAGAAAUCUGGAGAAAUAAGAGAAUUUAGAGACUGACGUAAAAUUCUUCUCUUUUGCCUAGGGAUUGGAAGUCUCAUUCAGAUCUACUCAGGUGACUUUCCAGGAAGGUAAGCUGCUUAACCCUUUAAACCAGGCCCAAUAUCCAGGGACAAACUCUUAACACUAGUCACCAUACAUUGUUUUUAGAAUUAGGUGAGAGAAUUUGAUAAAAGGUCAAGGCAUUUUUCCUUUGGUGAUCAUUUUCUUACUUCUCAUAACCUUUUCUUGUGACAAUUUAUUGAUGUUGUUAGGAGAUAAUAAUAUUGAUGUUAGUCGCUUUCAGGAGCUUCUGUAAACAGGACAGCUGGGCUUCAGAAAAGUCCAAUCCUGUGGUACAGGACAAGUUGAUUUUCAUGCUGGGCAAUUAACUUUUUAAGCUUACUUAACAAUGGGCAAGGGUCUAGGCAAUUCAUCCUCUAACAAAAGCUUUAACUAAGACACGCAAGAAAUGACCCCGAGGAAGCAAAAUGUGACAGCUACCUGCCCAAAGAACAAGCUUAAACUAAGUUUUUUUUUAACCCCACAGGAUCAUGGCAAAUCAGUUUUAAAUGAUCUUCCCAUCAUGUUUCAUGUCAAUCAAUCAAUCAAUGAGUUCUUUGUUUAUUCACAUAGCAUCUAGUGAGCUAAAAAGCUUGUUGAAAAUACGUACUAGCCUGCGAGCAAGUUCUCCGAGGUGCUCAGGCGGCGGGGCGGGAAAAGGAUGAGACCUUGCAACUACAUGUCUGGAAUUUAAAUAUCUGCAUCGACAAAUCGAAAAAGUUGCUGUGAAAUGCUGAUUGGCAGAGAUGAUAUUAAUAAUGACACAAAUUCCCUUGGCAUGUAUUUUCCAAUGUUUGUUUACACUUGCACUCAUUUCUGCUUCCCACUGAUUGGCAGAAAUCUGACGGCUCAGUCGAUGGGGAGCCACAGGGGAAUUGGAGGUGGAAUUCAAAUCCCAGAGACAUAGUUGCAAGACAGUAAGGUCUCCUUCCUUUUCCUGCCCCUUUGCCAAAGCACCCCAGAGAGCUUGCUUGCAGGAUAAAUAUGUUCCUGCUAACAUAAAAUAGCUUUAAAAUAUAGAAAAUUAAGUUGUUUUCUUCUUACCCCAGACCAUCUUACAUGUACCGGGUGAUGUUAGUCUGUUCCUCUGGGCUAUUAGAGACAAAUUGACCCACAGGCUUUCAACAGGCUUCGACUUUAGGGAGUUAUUUCAGUCUCUCAAAUAAAGUGUUUCCUGCAAUGCAGGUUGUGCUAUUACUGGCAAUGUUGAUCUCAGUGCCCGUGUCACUAGUACUACGUCUAAUAUUUAAACAAGUGGUUUGGGGUCAGGGUUAAUUGGGGCUUUCAUUAAGUGGAAAGGGCGGGGAAGGGGGAUUUACACCGGCUACUAAGAACGUGACUCCUGGCUACUUUCAUAGGAAAAUGGAAGAAAAAUAGAUCCAAAAGAAUUCCCUAGUUGUUUGAUUCCCCGCCCACUUGCUGUAUUUACCUGGCAACUUGAAAUCUUAGUGACAGCCCUCGCUAGUGGAGGUAACAUGUUUUUAGUGUGGCCUCCAUACUUCAACCUAAUGUAAUUAAAUGGUUAGCAGAUGAUUUCCUUCACAAAUUCUUUAAAGUAAACCUGCAUUACAAAAACUAAAUUAUGGAGAGAUGAAAAAAAGGGGUUUUUCAAUUAUUUAUUCUUUCAGACAGGCUCUAGAUUAUUUCAACUUCCCCAAAGCCUUCAUGGAAAGCUUAAGUGGAUUUCCAAUGGACAAAAUAACUACACUUGGUACUAGUACAGGUGAAAUGUUUAAAUUAUUUACCACUGAGCGAGGAGUAGUACAGGUGUAGUCAUUUUCCAAAAUUCUUCUUUAGGGUCCUUUAGCUUAAGCUUAGAAGAAAUUCAGACUCUUGUUAUAGGAUUUCAUGGGCUCAAAUCAUGUCACAGACUCAGACUUCUUUGUCCCUGCACUAAUGACAAAUUAUGUAGAAUCUUACUUUUUUCUGGUAGCUGGUAGCUCGAAAGAGUUAUCAUCUGGCUAACCAACCUCAGGCUAACGUUGCAUUCAUUUUACCCCCCCCAAACCACCCCCCCACCCUCCACCCAUCAGUGCUCCCACCCCCUCUUGCCCCAUCAGUAUUUAAAGCCAGUUAAAGCUGAACGGAAACGAAAGAAGUCAAAACACGGAUGUGAGGUCACGUUAACCCGUCAAGUCGCCCGAAGCAACAGUUAAGUCGCCCGAAAUGCGGACUCAGGUCGCCCGAAUUUUAUCAGAUGAAGUGCACAGAGAAACAAAGUUAAUUUUUGUCAAGUAAAAAGUGUGUGUUAAUAUACCGUUCUUUAAAACAUCAUGAGACGAAUCAAGCUGAAUGAAUCUGUAUCAUGCCUCGUUCUUUAAGCGAUGAUGAGACGAAACAAGCGGUAUAAGUGUGUAAUAUAUCUCGCUCUUUAACCCUUGAUUAUAAUAACGAAACAAGCGCGAUAAAUGAGUAAUAUAUCUCGUUCUAUAAUCUUCGAUCAGAAGAAACAAGCGCGGCAAAUGGUUAGGGAUGCUAGGAUGUUGUUGAGCUUGAUAUAAUUUCGCGCCACAUAGCUCAGCAUUUCGGGCGACUUGACCGUAAACCAAGGUCACACAUGGAAUCAAACUCGGGACCUCUCACACCGAAGCCCGCACAUGAACAAACUCUGUCAAUCUUUGCUCCUUCAGUCUUAAUUCUUACUGUUAUUUUUUAGCUGAUACAAAGAUGCCGCUAUCAGCAGCUGAGUCAAGCGAUGCAGCAGCGCAAGCAGCUGCUCCAACCAAUGAGACCAGUGAUGGUAGAAGCAACUCUGGAGAGGAAGAGGAUGGAAACUCCAUGACUGAACAGGUACACAUAACGGAAACAAGAUAAUCAGAGAUCAUUAUCAUCGUCAUUUCGAGGAUUAUUAAGAUUUGGGUCGUUUCGCCCACGAGUCGUUUCACCAACGUCCUGUUCGCUAAGGUAUUGACUCGUUUCUCCAACGUGCUAGGCCAGUUCCCCCAACUUCUCUAACUUAAUCAAUGGCUCAAAGAACGAGUUGUACACGUAUGUAUUGGACUAAUACGUAUCGUUGCUUAAAGGCGAGGUAUAUACAUGCGUAGCACUCGUUUUGUUUCGUAAGCGAAACGACUUGAGACGUUAGCGAACGGCGCAUUGGCGAAACGAGACGUUUGCGAAAUGACCGGUCACCAUUGCGAGUCUCCUUGGGCAAUGUCGCGCCAAACACUACUGUCCAACAAGCAUACUUUUAAUUCUUCCGCAGAGGCAAGACCAGUGUCCCUUUUGAGCAAGUCCAUUUAGUUUAACCGCAUUUGUCUUCCAUGUAAAGCCUGGCCUGUCUGUGGCUCCCACAAGACCAACGUUUUCACUGGCAAGUCCCCAUGCCUCAUGCGGAACCCAGCCAUUUGGAGUCUGCGUGCUCUUACUUUCCCGGAUAGUAUAGGGAGGCUAGUUCAUAUCCUUAAAGCACCUCUCGUUAAGACCUAACGCUACUAAAUUGUAUUUAAUCCUACCGAGAUCCGCGGCAGACAUCUUGGUCCCAAAGAUAUUAAAACCUCUUUAUUUCGCACAGUUCGGACUGUCCCUUUUGUGUCAUUUUAAGGGAAGUUCGAGUGUAUAACACCCGGAAGAACUUACGUAAAACAGGGUAUUGUUUUUUAUUCACUCAUAUUGACUCUCUCUUCUACAGGAAAAGUUGGUGCGGAGAACGCGGAGGCAAAACGAAGAAUCAAAGGCACGACAGGAACUGGAAAAUGGCAAUAUAGAUGGGUAAGGUUUUUAGAUAAUAAGCCUUGCUAGCACCUGUCAUGGAAACCAAGAACAAGCCACUUACUCUAAACUUUCACGAAGUCCUUCGUAGUUGCGCGGUUUUGUUUUGUCUUGCCCGCUUAGGCCGUCUCGCGACUUCACUUAAGCUAAUUUCGUUCUUUCAACCUUACGAAAUGAUUUUAAAAGCAUCCUUAUUGUUGCAGCUUGGUUGUUGCGAGCCGGUUCCAGCCCAGUCCUCUCGUGAUGUCCCUCCUCCCUCGUCUAGCACCCUCGCGACCAUUUGUGGUUUAUUGUCAAUACAAAGAGGUACGAUUUUUCCUCAUUCUACACAGCCUCUAUACGUUCUUCCUAUGCCCUCACGAGACUUGCUUUCUGCGAUUCGUCCUGACGUCGUUUCACAGUUUGAUAUAAUAGAGAGCUUAAGAUUCUAACUGUUCUAAGACAAAGACGACUACGAGUACGAGAUUUUCUCAACACUGAGUAUUUCUCACGCGUGAACCCGCGUCAUUUUGGCGGGAAAACGUGGUAGUCGCCGUCAUUCUACUAGGAGUUUUAGCCAGAAUGUCGUAUUGGAGGAGAAGUUGUCAAAUGUAAGAAGUUUUAUCAUUUUGCUAUAGGGAGAGGGGCUUAACCUCCUUCAGUAGAAAUAACAGUGCUAUCUUUUUUGGUGAAAAAAAGUAAAAUGAAGCUUUCCGGGCUGUCUUUUUUUUUAGAACACGCGCAAAAACUGUUAAAGUUAAAUCUCGUACUAGUACUCUUUCUCUUCCUCAAAUCUAAAGCUCUCUAUCAUUGAAUUCGGUGUUGUGUCGAACUGUAUCAUGGGACGAUUCCGAGGACGUUUUCCCUUCUUUUAUUGGUUAUUACGAGAUUGCAGAGGAAUCUGGGGUUAAUUUCGUCCCGCAAAACACUUCUACAGAACCUUCUACAGUACUAAUUCGACACAAUCCCGACCCAGUCAUCUGCGUCAUCUCAAAAUACAAAUCCAGUCUUAGAAAGUGUUUUGUUAUAGACAUGACUUCCAACGAUGCGAUGCGAUGUGAUGUUUAUUGUGUAGUUUCCUAUUUUUUUCCGACUGCAUUAACAAUGGUAUGGUUUGUAUUUCAGCCUCUGAUGGAAUGUUACGUGAACCUUAGAGAAAGAGGAACAGCCAUUAAUAUCCACCUGACUGAAACGUGGUGGCGACAUUAUCAGGUAGGAACUACUUUGCUCAAGGAGGUCCAAGGAAAUUGCAAAAUUUGUUCGUCAUAACGAGGUUUUGUUAUAUCGAGGUUCUUUUCCAUAUAUUUUCCCAUUACUGGGGCGAAGAUGACGUCGCUAUGUGGAAUUAGUUCCUUAUCUUGAGUUUCCGCAAUAUCAGUAAGAAUUACGAAUACCUGAUUGAACCUUUCGCUUCCCAGACUCCUUUACAUAAAUUUCCUCUUCUAAGGGCCUGUUUACAUGGAGUGGGGGACCCCGGUCUAGUGGGGUUGGUUUCUUUUGUUUUCACGCUCUGGGGGACACAAAACAAAAGAAACUUGCUCCACUAAACCGGGGUCCCCCACUCCAUGUAAACAGGGUCUAAGUCGCAACUUUCAUUCAUACUAGAAAAGAGGUAUUUCCAUAUGAAAGACGGACAUUCACACAUACACAGCGUGAUAAAUAUUGGUACUGUGUAAAAGGACUGUUGAAAAGAGCUCUCAUUUGAAUGGUCACAUCGUAGGAUUUAAUCCAAAGACUCAAGUUAGAGCAACAUACUAAAUAAAUAGUACCAUGUGAAAGUACUGCUGAAGAGGUUUCAUUUGAAUAGUAACACCAUAGGAUUUCAUCCACAAACUCAAAAGUUAGAACUACAUUCUCAAUAAAUAGUACCAUGUGAAAGUACUGCUGAAGAGGUUUCAUUUGAAUGGUAACACCAUAGGAUUUCAUCCACAGACUCAAAAGUUAGAAUCACGUACUGAAUAAAUAGUACCAUGUGAAAGUACUGCUGAAGAGGUUUCAUUUGAAUGGUAACACCAUGGGAUUUCAUCCACAGACUCAAAAGCUAGAACUUGCCUAUACAGCAUAGAAAACGUACUGUGAAAGCGCUGUUAAAGAAGGGUCAUUUGAAUUGUCGUACCAUGGGUUUUUAGUGUUUCACUCUCAGUACUUCAUAAUACGACUGCUGAUCUCCUUUUAUGCUUGUUUAAUGUCACCUUAGAUAGAGGUACUUUGUGAAAUUGUAAAAGAGCGCUAAAUAAAAGUAUGUUAGUACUCAUAGUUAUUUGAUUCAAACUGUGUUUUGCUUUGUAGGUGCUCCCAGCCAGAACUCACCCGGAAAUUGCCAUGAAUGGUACCGGAGGAUAUUUGCUGUGCGGGAUCACAGUCAAACCAGACAACCCAGAUGACACAGGGAAACCAACCCAAGCCAAAAAACCAAAACUAGACGAAUGCGGUUAA